GAAAAGUCUUGCAGAACACAUUUUGUAGUAUUUGAACUAUUCUUAAUCUUAGCCUGAUCAAGACAAGAUUGUUAGGAACAUUUUCCACAAUAGGCUGCUGUCGCCUAUCAUGAUCAUUAAUUUCGCACUAGAUAAUAUCUCAAUGUUAUCACUUUAAUGAAAAUUUACAUUUAUUUCCCAUUUUAAGUAGGCUAUUGUUUAGUGUUGAACUUGAGGACUUUCACUUUCAUUAUACCGCGCGGGAAGUGUAGGAAUAUGCUAUAAGCUAUUGGGAAAAUAGUGGGGCUGGUUUGUAAUUUCCUCUCCUUUUGUUAUUCUUUUUAUCAACUGGAAUACACCAGUGAGCAAUAACAAAUGUCACUUGUGCGAAAAUAGAUUAACAAAACCAAAAACUAUACUGGCACCGCAUCAACAAUUUGCAUUCCACGUUCUCUUUUUCAUCAAAGAAGUUUCGACAAUGGCAGCACUUGAGCUCCGAGGGGUUCGUACGAAGUUUGUUGAAAAGGUGUCGAAAGCCGUGAUGGACCAACUGUUGGACUACCUCGAGGAGGAACGGGUGCUGAAUACAGCCGAAGUGGAAGACAUCAAGGAGGAAUACAAGCAGAGGGCGGAAAAGGCUCGCCACAUCAUAGACGCCGUGUUGAGGAAGGGUGAUGCAGCCUGCGACACGUUCCUUGCGAGAUUCCAGAAUAUAGAUGGCACCCUUUACAAUGAGCUUCAACUACACCCCAGGCCUGUUUGAUGCCAUUGAGAGAAACAAUAAACUAGGUAUGAAAUUUAACCUCACAACCAGAUUUAAAUGCAAAUUGUGUGUAGCUCUCCAUCCUAAUUCAGUUUGAGAAAUCCCUCUGUCCUCUGUAGGCCUGUCAAUCUGAAUAGGCCUUGGUUUACAGUCAUGGUGUCAUGAUUGUCUUUCUGUCUUCCUCCCUUGUGGGUGUUGGGUCUGUGUUGGUCUGGCAGAUUCCAUGUGCGGGUUACAACUCGUUUUGUCUUCGAUCAUUUCCACCACCUGUUUUGUGUUACCCCGCUGAUUACCCUGUCUAAUGCCCUUUAUGUGUGCAGGUCCCUGUCAGAUCGGCUCAUGUUGCCCCCCAACCCUAAAACUACCAUAUAUGCUCUUUAAUGUUUAUUGUGUUUUUGAAUCUUGGCCAUCAAUAUUUGUAAAAUGUGAAAUGAUUUGAAUAUUCAUAAAUCAUUCUACAUUCAUAAACAUUUUGAAUAAAGAACACAUUUUAAUGCUGA
Hypomesus transpacificus is the source of this 1242-nucleotide messenger RNA. Its product is annotated as caspase-1-like. Bases 458 to 742 code for a protein of 94 amino acids. The transcript is spliced from 2 exons. NCBI's taxonomy places the organism in Eukaryota, Metazoa, Chordata, Actinopteri, Osmeriformes, Osmeridae. Gene Ontology annotation, biological process: regulation of apoptotic process; proteolysis. The record is from RefSeq and is a predicted model, not a curated record. Gene Ontology annotation, molecular function: cysteine-type endopeptidase activity.